GCAGUGGUAUGGAAACAACCAUGGCGGUGGCUGGCAAGUCUACGAAAGUGCGGUUAUUAUCGGUGCUGGACGAUUUAGAGGUGUUAUCCAGGGAAUUGAUAGAGAUGCUUGCACUAUCACGAAGCCAAAAACUCCCUCAAGGAAGCGAGGACACCCAGGUCCUAGAGCUGUUGGUACAGAGAGACCGAGAGUUCCAGGAGCUGAUGAGAGUGGCCCAGGAGCAGGGCAAGGUGCACCAGGAAAUGCAGGUCCUGGAGAAGGAGGUGGAAAAAAGAGACAGCGACAUCCAGCAGCUCCAGAAACAGCUUAAGGAAGCCGAACAUAUUCUGGCGACUGCGGUAUACCAAGCAAAGGAGAAGUUGAAAUCUAUUGACAAAGCCAGAAAAGGAAGCAUCUCCUCUGAAGAGAUCAUCAAAUAUGCCCACAGGAUCAGUGCCAGCAAUGCAGUGUGUGCUCCGCUCAACUGGGUACCAGGUGAUCCACGUAGACCUUACCCCACUGACCUGGAAAUGCGUAGUGGAAUGUUGGGUCACAUGAGCAACCUGCCAACCAAUGGCGUAAACGGACACCUCCCUGGAGAUGCACUGGCUGCUGGGAGAUUGCCAGAUGUGCUGACACCCCAGUACCCCUGGCAGUCUUCCGAUGUCUCAGUGGGCAUGCUCCCCCCUCACCAUGGAAACGACUUUGGGUUGGAGCCCCCUGGCCACAACAAGGAGAACGAGGACGAUGUGGAGGCCAUGUCUACUGACUCAUCCAGUAGCAGCAGCGACUCCGACUGAUUGAUGUCUCUCUCUGUCAACCUGUGUGUAUAGCUGAUUUUGGGGAUGUGAACACCGACAAUAUAUCACACCCGUCACCUAUGACAAGCUCUGACUUUUUCAUUGUCUGAUGAGACAUUAGUACAAAACUCUUGUCAUCCCACAUUUCAUUUGAAAACCUAUAUGUUAUGUUCACUUUAUGCGACUUUGUGAAGAUAGGAACAUUACUUUUAUUUUCUAAGAAAAGUUUUUUUUUGUUUUGAUAUUUAAAUAAUGUGUUGCUUAUUUGAACCCAAGUGCUCCUCAACGUGUCUGCUUUUGGUUAAAACAUCUCAGAAGGAUUGUAUUUAGAAUGUAUAGGUGCACUUGAUUCAGCUUGCCCCUGUUCACAGUUGCUGGGCAAGCUUCUUGAAGUAUACCUUAUUGUUUUUGAAACAUGCAUAUUCAUGUAUGCCUACAUUUAUUUGGAAGGGUUUCCUCAAUGUGUAAAUGCCUGUAAAUACUGUACGUUUUCAGCCUUGUAAAUAAUAAUACAUUUG
This is a messenger RNA of Esox lucius (northern pike), 1297 nucleotides long. RefSeq names its product mediator complex subunit 4 (gene med4). Gene Ontology annotation, molecular function: transcription coregulator activity. NCBI's taxonomy places the organism in Eukaryota, Metazoa, Chordata, Actinopteri, Esociformes, Esocidae. The record is from RefSeq and is marked provisional. Gene Ontology annotation, biological process: regulation of transcription by RNA polymerase II. Gene Ontology annotation, cellular component: mediator complex; core mediator complex.